CUCCCGGUCCUUCUGGACGCGACAGCACACCACCUUCUCUGAAGCAUCUCGAACUUUCGCUGCCGCUCACUUUAUACCCCAUCCGGCUUCCGGCCAUCCCCUUCCACCCUGCACUUCACCAAAUCGAAGAACGCACAGCAGAUCCAUCGCCACUCGCAGUUGAUCGAGUCGCAGCGUUGAGCGAGGGAGUGAGGAGAAAGAAGCCAUGACGGAGCUGUUCGACACGGCCGUGACCAGCCUGCUCCACCUGCCGGAGGUGCUCGACCGCCUCGCCGCCGCGGACGGUGACCGCCGCUCGGGCGGACACCACGGCGCGCACCACCACGGGCACGCGCGUGUCCACGGUCUUGGUGGCGGCGGCGGCGGCGGCGCGCCGGUGGACAUCGUGGAGACCCCCGGCGAGUACAGCUUCCUGCUCGACGUCCCCGGCCUCUCCAAGUCCGACAUCCAGGUGACGCUGGAGGAGGACCGGGUGCUGGUGAUGAAGGGCGGCAGCAACAACGGGAAGCGGAAGCGCGAGGAGGAGGAGGAAGGCGAGGGGUGCCGCUACAUCCGGCUGGAGCGGCGCGCGGCGCCGCGGUCGUUCGUGCGCAAGUUCCGGCUGCCGGAGGACGCGGACACGGGCGGCAUCGCGGCGCGCUGCGAGAACGGCGUCCUCACGGUCACCGUCAAGAAGCAGCCGCCGCCGGAGAAGAAGACCAAGUCCGUGCAGGUCACCAUCGCCUGAGCGCCCCGCGCGAGGGAGUGAGCAGUCGGUUUUCAGUAGCAGUCUAGCAGUAGGGAGUGUAUAACGUUGGAUGCUCUGUUUGUGUUCUGGAGACUGGAGAGUAGGGAGUUCGUUGCCGAGUUGGUAGCGUGGCUGUUCGUCUUUUGUGGAUGUCGCUGUGGGAUGGAACGACGGAUCCGAAUGUCGGUUGCUAUCACUAGAACUUGCACGAGAUUCCAGUAUUCCUGUAAUUGUUAGUCUCUUCUCUCUGAUCUAAAUUGAUUCCAGUAUUCCGGUCUUUUUUUA
Messenger RNA from Setaria italica (foxtail millet), 1012 nucleotides. RefSeq names its product 18.6 kDa class III heat shock protein. NCBI's taxonomy places the organism in Eukaryota, Viridiplantae, Streptophyta, Magnoliopsida, Poales, Poaceae. The coding region runs from base 206 to 727 and encodes 173 amino acids. The transcript has 2 exons. Gene Ontology annotation, biological process: protein folding; protein complex oligomerization; response to salt stress. The record is from RefSeq and is a predicted model, not a curated record.